ACAGGAGUCAUGAAGGUCUUUCUGGUUCUCGCACUUGCUGUUUUCUCAGGUUGUCAUGCCAACCUCAUGCGGCAGGACCAGGCACUGUCCAACAUAGACAAGGUGAAAGAUGCAUUCUGGGAUUAUGUUCUCAAGAUGACAUUCACCACUGAGGAAGUCUUGCAGAAGAUCAGACAGUCUGAACUAGGCCAGGAAUUCAGUGCCAGAAUUGCUGAUAGCGCUGGUGCUAUUGACCAGUACACCGCAGCUGUCGGCGGUCAGGUGACACCUCUGACUCAGGACCUGCUGGCCAAGCUAUCCCAUGAGGCCGAGCAGCUGAGAGCCCGCGUGGAGAAGGACCUGAGUGCCAUGAAGACCCAUCUGGAGCCCUACGCUGAGGAGAUCAGGCUGGACCUCCAUCAGCAGGUGGAGGAGCUGAAGAGGGAUGUGACCCCCUACGCUGAGGCCCUGGACUCUGAGGCCCUGAGGGCCACCCUGCAGCAGAAGACUGAGGAGCUGAGGGGGAGCCUGGAGAAGAGCCUGACCGACCUGCAGGCCCAGCUGGGGCCCCGCACCGACCAGCUGAAGCUGAGGGUGGACCAGCACCUGCAGGAGUUCCAGAAGAGCGUCGCUCCCCUGGCCCACAGCGUCCAAAUGCAGCUGGUUCAGAAGAGCCAGGAGCUCCAGCAGAACGUGGCUCCCUACGCAGAGGAGCUGAAGGGGAAGCUGGAUCCCUUAGCGCAGGACCUGAAGACCCAGCUCAGCACUCUGUGGGAAUCCUUCACCAAGACCCGCCAGUAA
Molecule: messenger RNA, 780 nt
Organism: Sardina pilchardus (European sardine)
Lineage: Eukaryota; Metazoa; Chordata; Actinopteri; Clupeiformes; Clupeidae
Product: apolipoprotein A-IV-like
Exons: 3
Coding region: 10-780 (256 amino acids)
Biological process (GO): cholesterol homeostasis; phospholipid efflux; lipoprotein metabolic process
Cellular component (GO): blood microparticle; chylomicron; high-density lipoprotein particle
Molecular function (GO): phospholipid binding; phosphatidylcholine-sterol O-acyltransferase activator activity
Source: RefSeq, a predicted model, not a curated record